Messenger RNA from Cutaneotrichosporon cavernicola, 687 nucleotides. RefSeq lists its product as uncharacterized. The record is from RefSeq and is a predicted model, not a curated record. The transcript is spliced from 3 exons. Lineage: Eukaryota; Fungi; Basidiomycota; Tremellomycetes; Trichosporonales; Trichosporonaceae. Gene Ontology annotation, molecular function: rRNA (adenine) methyltransferase activity. Bases 1 to 687 code for a protein of 228 amino acids. Gene Ontology annotation, cellular component: nucleolus.
AUGGGCCGCACUAAACGAACGCGAAAGGCGCCUCUGGUUCCAACUGAGAAGAAACUCUCGUCUGCGUCUCACAAGGUCACGCAGUCGACAAUCUCGACAUUUCACACCCUCCUCAAACGUCGGAAAGGGAUCGAGCGACAGUUGAAGAGUUCGGCGUCCUCUGAGCAGCAUCAGGCCCUCGAGAAGGAGCUGAAGAACAUUGACCGCCAAGCCGACGAGAUUGGCGGGCUGGAGGCAUACCAACAGGCCAGCACUCUGGGUCAGUCGUCCCAACGAGGAGGAGACUCGUCUCAUGUCCUCAUCAAAUGGCUCAAAGGCGUGCGAGCGUCGACGGCCUGGGGUGUACCUCUUCGCCUUGUGCUUAACUUUGUCCCCGAUCCGAAAGAGCGAGGGCGCAUGCUUCGACUCUGCCGCGCGCACCUCCUACCCCAGCCAUCGUCGAUGCUGUUCAUCGUCCUCCCGUUCCCAUGCGUGAGUAACUCGCGAUACACGACGGCCGAGUCAUUCAAGCAACUCGUGACCGCCCUGGGCUUCAAGCUCGAGCGGGAGCAAUGGCGGCCGCACGGCAAGGUUGCGUAUUGGUUGUUCCGAUGGUGCAGCACAACAGACGACGUCUCACAGUUCAAGAAGAAGCGGAUCCUCAACGAUGGGCCGACUAGGAACAACUUCACCAUCCUAGUAGAGUAG